AUGUUGAUGGACAGGUUCUACAACCAACAGCGGCUUCGCAAAAGCGGUGGUAGCAGCUUGAGCUCAGUCGGUUCUGGCUCUCCCGUGGGACGGCACCAGCCGACCCGUCCUCCAACGGCCGCCAACAGCAUCUCGGCCGCCUCCACAUCGACGCUGCUCACCGCUAGUUCGUCGUCCGAACGUACCCGCAACUUUUCCACAGACAGCAGGCCGCGCACGCCGCCAUCAACGAGGCCGUCGAUGCAGUCAGGCGAACAAGACGAGUAUCCCGAGGAUCACCCGAGCCCGACCUCCGAUGAAGUGAACGAGGCCGUCUGGGCGGGAGGGUCCGAUUCAGACGACGGAUCGGACAGCGACCCGACGCCGGGUCAGAGUCUCCGGGCGGUAACAAAUUCCAGCAAAUCAAAGAUCAAGACGGGCAAGUCGUCCAUCUUCCAGUCUAUCUUCAAUAAGUUUGCCAAAACCGGAAAGCGCUUCGGCUUCGUGCCAAACACCAAGGAAGAACAAGACAGAAAUGUCCUCCAACACCAGAUCAUUGCCGAACUCUUCGACCACAGACUCCACUUGGGCCCAGUCGUCAAGGCCAGGGCCGCCCUCGACGUAGGCACGGGGCCAGGGCUAUGGGCAUUAUUGACCGCCGCAACAGCCAAGAAGAACCCAAACUGUGCCGUGAUGGGCGUCGAUAUUGAGAAAGUGCGCCCUCCAUAUAACGUGUCCAACUGUCAGUUCAAGAUCAUGGAUAUAACUACCGACUGGAACAUCGGCAGACAGUUCGACUUCAUCCAUGUCCGUAUGCUAGGCGAUAUCGUGGAAAAGGAAAAGUUCGUUGACUCCAUCUAUCGCCACCUCAACCCUGGGGGCUGGGUCGAGUUCAGCGAAUGGAUCGCGAUCCUCGUAUCCCCAGAUCACUCACUAGAGGGGACAGCAUUUCACAAGUGGAACAUGCUUCUCCAACAGGGUCUUCAGAAUAUGGGCCGCUCCAUGCACUACGUCUCACAAUAUCAGCCCAUCUUGGAGAAGUCAGGGUUUGAGAGGAUGAAGUUGACGAAGCACGCUGCUCCUACGAACGCGUGCUACCCGGGUAAGAAGUGUCAGCGGUUCGGUACCAUGAUGUCCAGCAAUUGGAAUGCCAUCAUCGAGCCGCUAAGUGUCCCUGUUUUUACUAUUGGUCUAGGCUGGUCCGAGGCCCAGGUUCUUGCAUUGGUUAAGAAGGUCCGCAAGGAGAUUGAUGAUACGAACUACCAUUCGUUCAUGACGCUGCUUACGAUAUACUGUCGGAAGCCACGUAGCGGUGCAUCAUCGUCCGCAUCGUUGGCGAGCUCAUCUCGCUCGGCAGCUCAAAUGUCGGUGUCCAAUGUCAGUUCACAUGGGUAG
Colletotrichum lupini is the source of this 1374-nucleotide messenger RNA. RefSeq names its product TAM domain methyltransferase. NCBI's taxonomy places the organism in Eukaryota, Fungi, Ascomycota, Sordariomycetes, Glomerellales, Glomerellaceae. The transcript is spliced from 7 exons. Bases 1 to 1374 code for a protein of 457 amino acids. The record is from RefSeq and is a predicted model, not a curated record.